GGUCAGCCCGUUCUUUGGCGCUUAUACACUAACAGGAGGGUUUUUGGGCGUUCCUUUGUACAUUUUCGUCCAUUUUGAUCUUCGCAUCGAUUUAGCGUUUGCCCGUUCUAUUGGUAUCAUGAUAGGUAAGGUUUUUGACACCUGGCAGAGGUGACACCUAGCAGAGCAAUGGAAGAGCAUCACUAACAUUGAGACGUCAUCUUUCGCGUUCAUAUCAUUUCAAAAGAAAUGCUCCGUGGGAAAAUUCUAACUGCGUUCUCGGUAAGUUGUUCAAAUGUAAAUGUUUAGUCAUAUAAACUUACUGCCAACAUCCGGAUUAAAAAAAUAUGACGGCCUAGGCAUGAAUAAGUUGUUGCUAUCAUUUAGCUUUUGCAGAAUGCCGAAUGACUCUGAGUUUACAGAGAUCAUAUAUAUCCUCAUGCAUUAAUAUUUGGGUUUUGAAUGAGGCGAGAAUUAAGAUAGCCUUGCAAGCACGUUUUAUGUUGUCCGGAAAAGGUUUGAUUUUUAUGUCUGGUCGAAUAUUUUCUUUUAAUGAAGGAAAUUUCCAGGUUGUACAUGUACAAGCGCCCUGUGAAUCGAUUCGCUCGCCAUCAUGACUGUUGGAAAUUAAGGUGGUUAUAUUUGAUAAUAGUUUUUGGAAAUGUACCCUUAAUACUUUAAUUCAUGUAAAAUAUUUAGCUGUUUCUGAUCGGCUCUAAUCCCUUGGCUAAUUCCUCAUAUCCAGCAGUCGCUUACCGAUAUUUGGAAGACCAAAGACCGAUAUUUUAUUUAAUUCACCGAUUCGUCCAGUUGAGCCAUAGUUGGUCCUUUUGCAUCCGCCGGUAUUCGCCCUGUUGUAAACCGGUUAAACCAGGACAGUACGGUGUAUUACGGCCUCGUAUUUUGCUUGUUCUCUUGACCUUAUAUGGUAAAAUGACAUAAUAGUGGAAUAAUAAAAUGGGUUAUUGCCCUAAUUAUAUAAAAUAGCAACCUGGCCCUGGUUGCUCGAAAGAUGGUGGAUUUAACCAUAUGAUAGUUGGUAACGGUUGGUUAAAUUUGCUAACCAUGGGUUAACUAACUGUUGGUUAAAUUCCCAUUGUUUGAAGAUCUGUUAGGCUGGCGCUAAUCCCUGGUUAGCUAACCAAUGGUUAAAGUAAAUAUCCCAGACUUUAUUAUAAUCCAUCUCUGGUUUGACAAUUUUUGCCGUGAAAGUUUUUAGGGAGCUGUAGCAACAACGACGGCGACGGUAAUUAGAACGUCAAAAAAGCAAUACCAAGGGUUAGAUUGGCAAAACAACAUCUUUGCACGUGCAUCACAAUUUUUUGGGCAUUUCUUUGCGGUCACUGCAUGACUAUGACAUGAAAAUGCCUGAUUUCAUUAUGGUUGACGUUAACAAGUGAUGACGAACUUUUCUUUCUCUUUCUAAACUUAAGUGUGGUCUCCAAGACAUCAACUCUGGGGAAAUUCUGCUACAAUUGACAUUUUCAGCGAAUUGGAAUAAACAGCUUGAGCUUGAAGCUUUUAAAGUCCCUUCUGUCAAUAAAAUGACCUGCAGGAAAUGAAAACCACAUUUUUCAGCGCAAGAAAUUGCGAUAGUACUGAACAGUACUGAAAUCAAAGUUUACUAACACAACCAGUAACAAAAUGAAGCAUAAAAAACUAAUCAACUGCCAUGUUGUUUCACUGAUUUUGCCACACCUGCCACUUUAACCGAUGGUUAACAAGUUAACACUCGUAGCAAGGUACCUUAAAUGUAACACAUGGUUAGAAGAAAUUUAACCCAUGGUUAUCACUAACCAGAGUUCGAGCAACCGAAACUAAACCUUGGUUAAUAUUUAACCAUCGGUUAAGAGUUGACCAUCUUUCGAGCAACUGGGGCCUGGUUUACAGGCAGCAGCAUGGCAAGCCACUAGUGGCUCACACAAAUUUUAAUUUAGAGGAAAUACAGGAAUAUGGGAAUAUCAAAUACAUUUACUCUAAAUUAAAAACAUUACAAGGGUCACACAAUUUACGUGGGCCUCCUGUGGGCAGCUUAGCUGUUUAAAUGUGUGAGUAAACUCAAACUUAAUGUUGAAAGUGGAACAAGCUUGCUUCAUGUCAAAAGUUUUCAGUUCUGCUUUUUACAGGCCUUCUGAUAGGGUGCGAUGAAAAAUCAGAAAUUGUGUGGCAUUUUCAGGGCAAAUUGUGUGAUAAGAUAGGACUAUUGUGCGAUGGGCAAUUCCACGUGAGACAGUGAAAAAAUUUUGCACAACGAAACUUAACCAACAGAAAGCUGAAACAAUGGGCUGUUUGAAAUUACUGAGAUCUUGACUGCGUCUUGUCCAUGUGUUUAAUGUGAGAAGGCAUGAAAUCCAGAGAAUUUGAAUCUCAUUAUAUUUGGAAUUUUUGGAAGGAAAUUUUAAACAAAGUUUUAACAUCUAAGAAAACAUUACAGUUAACAUAAAAGUAUGUGUGUAUUAUAACCUUUGCCUUACACUAUCAUUAGGCUAUAAAUUAUUAUCCAGCUAGUGGCACUUUCCUAAGAAAAUUGACAUUGAAUUUUGUUGCGGACAUUAACGUUAAGGUACCUUUUUUCAGUUCCUGUACACAGUGUGCUGUAUUUUCAUGUGCUAUUGAUGCUGCUCAGUUAGUCUGAUGUAGACUCUAUUUUAAUCUUGAAACCUUUCCUGGGUGGUGUUUUCUUUGCUCAGAAAUUUAAGCGGAAAAGUGUUGUGGACAUUACACAUGUUAGAUUUUUCAUUUAUUCAGGCUGUUGCAGAUAUUUAGUUCUUACUAUCUCUGAAUUAGAUUCAGACAACAGCCCACUUAACACUAAACUGCUUUUUAUUGAUGUACAAAUGUAAAUGGCAAAUUAAAAAGAGCUGGUAGAUUUUCCGUGAUGUCCAAUGAAUUUAAUUUACGAACUAUGAAAAACAUUCUAAAUAAUUUACGAUUUCUGUGAUAUUCUUGAAAACGGGCAAACAUAGUGAUUUUCGAAUUAGUUCCUUCCAUAAAGUAGUAUAGAUGCAUGACGAAUUUUGCAGUACUUUAACAGAAAAACUGAAAAAUAGUUUAAAGAGUUUAUAUGGUUUUGGGGGACGCUGUCACAAAAUUACAGUGACAUUUGUAUGGAUCUUUAACCGUGUUUCAAGAGUCAUAACUUGAUCCCUCUUCAACUUUAGAGCACCAAACCUGCUCAACCAACCAAUCUCAACAUGACCUUUUAUAUGGUGGUGUCAGUUUAUCGAUUAGUUUAAAUUUGAAACUUGCCCCAGUUCCCUAUGCAACUCCAAAAUGGCCAGUGAGUAGCUGGUCAGGGGUUUUGUACUGCUGAGCAUGCUCAGAACAGUUUGAAAGCAUGCUUUUUGAGGAAAAGCACUGACCAUCAUUGUUUCUUCCACAAACUUGAAUGGGUAUUAUUUUUUAACUAGAAUUUAUGAUAUAAUGUGUAGUGAACAAUGUGCAAUUUUAGUGCAAAUUUACAUUUUAUCUGUCUUCAAGUCAGACUGAAUGACAAAAUAUGAUAAUUUCAGUAGCUAAAUCAGUUUUGUAAAAAACAAAAUAAUAUCCUCACUACUGAGAAUGUUUUUUUUUUCUCACAGCAUUUACUUGAGAUGUAAUAAAAUUAAUUUGGAAAUUAUUUUAAGGAUUCAGUAUAGCAGAAAAAAAUCUGACUGGUAUUGCAUGAUACUAGGUCUCAGCAGGAGAUUAUAUAAUAAUAUAAUAAAAUAUAAAUAAAGUAAAUGAUAAUUUCACAGCUUCAUUUUUAGACAAGUAACUACAGAACAAAUGGACAUAGCCUCAGUCAGCGACACUGACUAGGAAGUGAAUGAUAAAAAAUGUGUUCCCAAAAAUGUAAUGUCCGCAACACAAACUUUUGUUUGUAGAAUCACUGGAACAAGGUUGCAUGAAAUUUUUUUCGCCAGUUGAAAAAUCUAGUUAUUGAUACGUUUUGAAGGCACAAUUAUUUUCUGCUCAAGGUUAAAAAUUCACAGGAAAAUCUCUUUAGUUACUUUAAAAAGUGGUUGUUUAAACUGUAAUGUCUGCAACACACUUUCUUCAACUCAUACCUUCAAGGUCUUAAGAGCUAACCAAAGCAUCUUUUUAUUAGGUACAAAGGGAACACUAAAAAUACUGUCUAGAGAUGUUUGACCACCCUUAAUGAACAUUUUGACAUCUAAAUUGGGGUUUAAAAUAUUAUGCAAUUUUUUCAGGGCCAAUUUACAUUGUUUUACCAGGUUUCAAAGGAGAAAAACCACUUUAAUGUUGUUUAACAGGCAAUUUGAAUGUAAAAGAAUAAUAAAACAUCUAUUUUCCAACAAAAUAGUUAAAUUUGUCCAAUUAUCUUGACCUGGAAAAGAAAACAAUUAGAAAGAAAGAAAAAGGACACUUGUUUAAAAUUACAUGAUGCUGUUACACCACUGACCACACUGCUUGUCUCUUUAAUAAAAAUGGCUGCCUAGAUACUGCGAUUGAAGGUUUCAGAUGUCUUGCAAGGCUUUCUUUAGUGGUAAAUCACCUUAAAUAACAUUGAUAUUGGGAAUAUGUUUAAUGAAAUUCAUUGUUUACUUUACUUCAAUUUAGUAUUUUUUUUUACAAAUUUUGUGAUUUUCCUCAAAUUGUGUGAUCAGAUGCGAUUUGAGGUUAAUUGUGCAAAAUCGCACUAUCAUGUAAUAUCAGAUGGCCUGUUUUUACCAUCAAAACCUUGCUCAUUCCCAAAUACAGUCAACUUCCUUUAUGACGGACACUGUUAAAAGGGACCUUGCCUGCGUCUCAUUAGGGAGAUCAAGUUCGUAAUAGCAGGAGUUUAUUUCAGUCCAAUGUCUAUAAUUUAUUUUUGCCCGGGAUUUAGCUGCUGUCCGUAUUAUUGAGAUGCACGUUAGAAUGAGGUGUCCACAAGGCAAGAGUUGACUGUAUCUUUGAAUUCGUGUUACACUGAAGCAAACCCACAAGUAACUUAUAGCACUUUCCCUGCCAUGUCUUUUUAAUGGCAGCCCAGAUAAAGCAAAAAUAUGCUUUGCAAUACAUGGAAUGAAGUAAGGCAAUGAAAUGAUAAAGAAAAAACAAGAAAAAAAGAAGAAAAAAUAGUCCUCAUGACAGCAUAUUCACAGCUGGCCAACCAUCCAGUUCCUAACCCUGCCAGUGUGAAUAAACAACAGGACUUGAAGGUCAAUGAUCUGGUUACCAGUUCAGAUGCUCUACCCCCAUAAUCUAUUUCUCUCCCUCUUUUUUAAUGGUUUCAGUUGUGUUUUCUUCGUAUGGUGUUGGUUAUUGGGAGUCGAUGUAAGAACAAGAGUGAUAUUGAACUUUUUGAUCCCACUGACAAUUCAAAAUUCAAGUGCUGGCCGGUACCUACAUGUCAAGAGGGACAGCAACCAUCUGUGGAGCCUGGGUCAGUACAUCCAAAGACGACAACUAUCUCCUGCAUACGUUGUGAUCAUGGUUGGUUUUCCAAUCACGACACUAACUAUAGAUGCCAGAAGUGUGCAUCAUGUGGUAACAAGGGUAUUCUUGUAAACUGCUCGAUUUAUGGAGAUGCUGUUUGCUCAAAGAGUUGCAAAUCAAAUACACAUUAUUUUAAUGAAAGUGAUGGUCAGUGCUAUGCUUGUACUGAAUGUUGUGGGAAAGACGAGUCAAACAUUGCGCGACAGUGUUUAUUAUCUUCUGGAAAUUUGCGUGUUGGUUCAGUGAUUGGACAACAGGGAGAACUGCAUUGCAAAGUUCAGUCAUCUCAAAAAUGUGAUGAGCUGUCAAAAAAUGUUACAACUUAUAUAAACAGUUCAUCUUUUGUCAAUGGCACCAGCAGUGUUGUGGAAAACUGUAACUGUACCAGGCCAGAGAAUAUAAAUCACAACUAUCAACCCAGUGGUUGUAGUUGGGACUCAUCUCUUCAAGACAUUAUGCUCCUAUGUGCUUUAAUUGUUGUGGCUUUAGCCUGUGUUAUUUUUCUUUGCCUUUAUAUAAGAGAAAGAAAAAUGCGAAUGUCAAGGAGUGGUUGUCCUCCAGAGAGCUGUCCCUUCAUGAACCGUUGCUACUCAGGUUUGGCAGGUAUGUAGUCAUAACUAUUGUAAGUUGUGUCUGUGCAGGAGUUAUUUAAUUUUUGCAAGUACCAUAUUUGGAACAAGAAGAAAAGAUAACUGACCAAUCAAACUUUGUAUAUGAUCAUGUAUUAUUAUAAAGUUUUACUCCAUAUUCUUGGGAGGGAACCUGAAGGAUCUCAAGCACAAAUGAUAGCGACAGCUACAAAAACAUUACUUAUAGCCAAAUAAUAUUCGUUGUAUCGCACUGCGCGUUUUGCAAACUUUGAAGGAAUUUUGGUUGUUUCUGUUCCGUCAAUCAUCUUAGCGAAACUUUUAGGAAACACAUGUUUACUUGUGAUUGGUGCAUUUCGAUCCACUUUGUUUGUUUCUGUGUUUCGAGGUUCGCCACUUGUGAUCACCCUGUUUCACACUGUUUCGGGCCUUGAUCAACUAGUUUUCGUCGAAACUUUUUAUGAUCUUUCUUAUUCUUGUCUCUUGCAAAAAUAAAGCAAUGUCUGCCUCCUGCCCUCAACAAAAAUUCAACUCAUCAUUGCGACUUCCUUUGCUAUUCUUGAGCAGUUUAGGGUCAUUCUCAAUUUUGUUUUUGCGGGCCAAGCUGGGCAAAUGCAUGGCACUGUGAUUUGUAUUAACUCCACCCCCACUCAAAUGAUUGAUGGAACAGAAAAACCCAUUCGAAGUUUGCAAACACGCAUGCGAUACAAUGAAUUUGGCUAUAAAUUAAAUAAAAGGUGUUUUCUCCCUUCUUCAAACUUUAACACUCUCAUUCUAUCUCAUGCGAUCAGUUUGUCUAAAGACUGUAUCAAAGUUCAAGAAAAGAAAGAGAAAGUAGUUGUAUUGUGUUUUCACCCUCCACAAAAGGGCACUUUCAUGUCACAGUCAUUCAGUCACGGCAAAGAAAUGUACAAAAAAGCAUUACGCACAUGCAAAGUUCUUCCGUUGUUAAACCUAUUUCUUUUUCGAGGGUGCCACCAGGGUUUUCAAUAGAAAAGAUGAAUGUUUACGAGCACUGAACGUUAGUUACAUUUUUCAACCCGUUAAGAGUGUCAGAAAGAUGGGGAAUUUAUUCAUUUUAACCCAUUUGCCUCCCUGCCCACCACCAUAAAAGGGAGGAGAUAUUACUGACAUAUAUAAAGCUUGCCCUACAUCAAUACUCUUAGGGGUGCCUUGAAAACCAUACCCUGGUGAGCAGCACAUACCCAUUCUAUAGGCCAAAGUGGGAGUGUCCCCCCUGUGGCCUAGUCUAGGGUCAAUUUAUAGUUUUUAGAUGUUAAAUAGUGUAUAUUUUGCCUUAUUCAAGGGCCUGAUUUUUUCCCAAACUUUUGCUAAUUUUUUAAAGGCCAACCUGACAGUGAGACAGCAGCUAAUUCAUUAAUGGGCUUUGAGGAAAAACUCCAGUACAUUCCAGAGGGUGAGUGUCAACAGAUGCAACAGUGUGGUGUUUUUUUAUUGACAAGCAUCACCUUAAAAUGUAAUAACCUAGAAGAUUUUUUUAAUUAACCUGAAAUCAAAUUUGACCUGUAACAUAUUUUUUUAUACAUGUAUCAUUGUGAUUGGGUUUCCUUUAUUUCAGCACUAACCAUUGACAGGAUACCUCCUCAGAUUGAGCAGAUCAUUCUGAAGUUAGAUGGAAGAAAGUUAUCUGCGAAAAACUGGUAUCCUGUAGCUCGGACGCUUGGACUAUCUAUGGAUGAAACUGACGAUAUAAGGAGAGAAGAAGGCAGGGAGGGGGGAAGUCCAACUUCGGCGUUACUAAGUCUACUAACUACUUGGGAUAGUGUUAUUACUUUAAGACAGUUUGUAUGUGUACUUCAUCAAUUAGGGCGACAUGACGUUACCAAGCUUAUCUUUGACUUUUACAGGAAUGGGGUACAGCAACCACUCACCAGCUCUGUUUAACAUAGGGCACAUGUACAUCAACACAUCCAUUCCUCAAAGUUUCUGUUAAGGUGGCUGAACACAGUUUUGGCAGUUUGUGGGUAUAUGUCAUUUGCCAAAUCAUGACAAGAGAAAGGUUGUGGCUCACAAACUGAAACUUGGCAAGUAGAAAAAAAAAUACUGAUGACAGAUUUUGAUUGGCAAGUAAAAUUUGACAUUUUCAUAGUUUCCAU
Messenger RNA from Porites lobata, 8107 nucleotides. NCBI's taxonomy places the organism in Eukaryota, Metazoa, Cnidaria, Anthozoa, Scleractinia, Poritidae. The record is from the annotation of a GenBank genome assembly.